AUGAGAAAAUAUCCUGAUUCACUUUUACGUGUUAAACAUGUUCUUAAAUUUGAAAUGUUAAUGACUGCAAGUUCAAUUGAAUGUUUGACUGAUUAUCUUAUUAAUCUUACUCUAUCAUCAAUAUCUCUUCAUUCAAAUUCACUUUUAAUUCGAAGUCAAAAUGAAGAAGAUAAACGUUUAAACGAAGAACAUAUUCGAUGUGGAUUAGAUUUGAAAUGUAUUUAUAUUUAUGCAACGCAUUCAAUACAAACAUAA
Messenger RNA from Rotaria sp. Silwood2, 255 nucleotides. The record is from the annotation of a GenBank genome assembly. NCBI's taxonomy places the organism in Eukaryota, Metazoa, Rotifera, Eurotatoria, Philodinida, Philodinidae.